ACUUCCGUUGUCCCGCGGAGGGCGGGGGGAGCGAACUGUUGUGGUGCGGAGCGUUCGGCGGGCGGCGGCCGGGCGGCCCUGGGGCUGCCGCGGGACUCGGGGCGCAGCUGAGCUGCUGCAGGGGUGGAGUGGGCCGGACGAGCCGCGGGGCCCGGGUGCCGCGGGUUCGAGGCCGGGCCCCGCGCGAGGAGGCCGCGCCACCCCGGGGGAGCUGCCCGGCAGCGAGUUUGCCCCGCAGCCGAAAGAAGGCGGGAGCCGGCGGGGGCCUUCGAAACCCCCUGGCAACCCAGGCCCGGAGUCCUUAGGGAGCGGCUGUUUCCUGGGACGCCCUCCCGGACGCCCCCGCUGCAGGGUUACGGUUCUGGGCCCCCGGCAGAAGGCUCCUCUGGGUGACCCCCGGCGGGGCCCUGCGAGCCGCGGGAGCCGACCCCGGGGCCUCGAGCGGGGAGGAAGGGGGCUUCCGGAGGCGGAGAGCCGGGGGCGGAGGGACCCAGGCCUCUCGGACGCGGGGCAGGGCAGCGCCCGGGCUGGAGACGGACUCUGGGACCCUCGGGUGCGGGAGUCUCAGCGACCUGCCCCGCGGCACGCGCGGCCGCGGAGUGGCCUACCGGGGACCCUCCCCCAGAGGGACCGGCCCGGGGCGGGGAGAUGAACGGCUUCAGCACGGAGGAGGACAGCCGCGAAGGGCCCCCCGCUGCCCCCGCUGCCGCUGCCGCCCCGGGCUACGGCCAGAGCUGCUGCCUCAUCGAGGACGGCGAGCGCUGCGUCCGGCCCGCGGGCAACGCCUCCUUCAGCAAGAGGGUCCAGAAGAGCAUCUCGCAGAAGAAACUCAAGCUGGACAUCGACAAGAGCGUAAGGCACCUGUAUAUCUGUGAUUUUCACAAAAAUUUCAUCCAGAGUGUCCGAAAUAAAAGGAAGAGGAAGACAAGUGACGAUGGUGGAGAUUCUCCCGAGCACGACACUGACAUUCCUGAGGUUGAUCUGUUCCAGCUGCAAGUGAACACCCUACGACGUUAUAAACGACACUACAAGUUGCAGACCAGACCAGGCUUCAAUAAGGCCCAGUUAGCAGAAGUAGGUAGACAAAAUUGCCCUCUAAAAAGAGCCAGCAUUGUGCUGCUUCUGAUGGUUACCCUGAUUCUCCCUUACUGUGUGUGUCUGCUAAUUGUAAUCUCCUCCAGAGUUCUGGAAGCAACUCCGUAUUCCUCUUUGGCACAAUUUAGAACCCCACAGCUUUAGACCUGCAAAGGCCUCAGCUCCAGAAAAGAAACCAUGGCACAGAAAGAGGAAAGGAUUUGCUUAAAAUCACACAGCAAGUUGAUAGCACAAUUUAGCCUGGGAUCUCAUGACUCCAGAUUCUAAGUCCUGAGUGUUCAUUUGUUUGAAUCCUUUUUG
Messenger RNA from Cercocebus atys (sooty mangabey), 1395 nucleotides. It is a transcript of the gene SAP30L, whose product is annotated as SAP30-like. Bases 649 to 1239 code for a protein of 196 amino acids. The record is from RefSeq and is a predicted model, not a curated record. The transcript has 3 exons. Gene Ontology annotation, cellular component: histone deacetylase complex. Gene Ontology annotation, molecular function: transcription coregulator activity; protein binding. Lineage: Eukaryota; Metazoa; Chordata; Mammalia; Primates; Cercopithecidae. Gene Ontology annotation, biological process: regulation of DNA-templated transcription.